AUGGUUCUGUUCUGGGCCUUGCCCAAGCGCUCUCACGAACAUGUUAGGGUAAACAUUCCUAAAACCCUCCGGACUUUCUGUAAGAAGUGUGGCAAGGAUCAACCCCACAAAGCAACACAGUUGGGCAAGGAUUCUCUGUAUGCCCAGGGAAAGCGGUGUUAUGACAGGAAGCAGAGUGGCUAUGGUGGGCAGACUAAGCCAAUUUUCCACGAAAAGGCUGAAACUACAAAGAUUGUGCUGAGGCUUGAAUGCCGUGAGUCCAAGUGCAGAUCUGAGAGAAUGCUGGCUAUUAAGAGAUGCAAGCAUUUUGAACUGGGAGGAGAUAAGAAGAGAAAGGGCCAAGUGAUCCGGUUCUAAGCUUCAGAUUUUGU
Molecule: messenger RNA, 371 nt
Organism: Miniopterus natalensis
Lineage: Eukaryota; Metazoa; Chordata; Mammalia; Chiroptera; Miniopteridae
Product: large ribosomal subunit protein eL42-like
Biological process (GO): translation
Cellular component (GO): ribosome
Molecular function (GO): structural constituent of ribosome
Source: RefSeq, a predicted model, not a curated record